AUGGAGGCAGAUAGGGAUGGCAGCCAGGUGAACUCCUUGGACGCCUGGUGGGAUGCAGUCCCGGAGUUCCAUGGUGACACCUACGACAGGUGCACGGCCUUGCACUAUGCAGCUGUAUGGGGCCAGACUCGGAUUUGCAAGGCGCUGCUUGACCUUGCAGCUUUUCGCGUGGCUGAUGCAGUGGCAGAUGUCGCCAUGCCUUAUAAUAUCUUUUACACAUACGAGUUGAACUACUUUGAGCAGUCUUGCACAGCCCUUCAUGCUGCAACUGCAUGGGGAAGAUGGGAGACCUGUAGGCUCCUACUGAAUCACAGUCGCUUUACCGCCGUGGCUUCGGCGAAUGCUGCAGGCCAGACGGCUCUCCACUUGGCCGUGCUCGCAGGGAAUCCGGAAAUUGUGGAUGAGCUCCUGACAGAUGGCCGCGUGGACAUCAAGGCUCAGACAUGCCUCGGCCAGACCGCACUCGACAUGGCCUUGCUGAUCCGAAGGGAGUUUCCGGACCGAACUCGUGCCAGGUACGAGAGGAUCCUCGUUCUACUUUUGGAACACGGACGAGGGCACUGUGGGCGCGAGGCAUUCGGGAACGUGCUCCAGGAGGCGGUGCUUAACCGGGACAAACGGCUCCUGCACGUCGCCCUGAGGUGUCGCCAUGGCAUGGACAAGUUUCUGGCCGGUCUGGUUGCCCACAAGGACCCUUUAAUCACCGAGGUCUCGUUCUCAGAGAGAGCUACUGCAAAGGAGGCUCACUCCCGAAAGCGUGAUUUGCAGAAGCAGAGAGCUCACAGGAAGCAAGAUGUUGAUGCAGCAUCUCCAGUGCAGGCACCGAAGCGCCCCUGUAGGUCAAAAUCCAACAAUGGUUGGAAACAGACUGAGUUUGAUUUCACGCUUUGCAAAUGA
Symbiodinium sp. CCMP2592 is the source of this 897-nucleotide messenger RNA. Lineage: Eukaryota; Dinophyceae; Suessiales; Symbiodiniaceae. The record is from the annotation of a GenBank genome assembly.